AUGGACUCGCAACCUGGAGCUGAUGAAUUAGUUCGAUCAAGUCAAAAAGAUGUUUAUUACUUAAAUUGGCUGAAAGAUAUUGCAUCUGAUGUUAGCAGGGGUAUCCUUGGUUCCAGGCUGUGGAUUAAAUGGCAAAGGGAAUUGCAAAUCCUUACCGAACUAGCUUAUUUCGGAUUAUCCACACUAUCUGGCUACCAAACCCUUGGUGAAGAGUAUUGCUAUCUUAUCCAGGUGGAAGAUACACGAAAAUCGAUACCAUCAUUUUCAAGGCGUUUAUUGAUGGUUUUAUUAAGUACACUGACUCCAUACUUGCUUGAAAAGCUAUUAAGUAAAUUAGAAAAGGAGAUAAGAUCUCCAGAAUUAUUAAGAACCCUUAGCGAAGAAGAUCGGAGACGAUUGAAAUUAUUGAUUCCUGUCUUAAAAAAUUUAAUUAGCUUAUUUCAACAAAUUCAUACCAUUUCUUUCUAUUUCAAUGGAGUCUUUUAUCAUAUCGCCAAAAGGUUUACUAGAAUCAAACAUAUACUAGUACGAGAAACAGAGAAAGAUCAAUUGGCGUCUAUUACAUAUCGAAUAUUGGGUUGGUUGUCAUUUAUUCAGUUGAUUAUUUCCAUCAUUCAGUGGUUGCCCCUUUAUAUUCGUCCAUCCACAUCACAAAGUAAUCAUCCAUUAAUACCAGGACAUCAAGAAACCUCGCAAAUGCACCAUCAGGUCUCAACGACGGUGAACAUUAAAUGUUGCCUGUGUUUAGAAUCGUGCCAACAUCCUACUUGUACACCUUGUGGCCAUAUCUUUUGCUGGCAUUGCAUAGCAGGAUGGUGUAGAACCAAGCCUGAAUGUCCACUAUGCCGCGAAAGCACUGAAGCUUCAAGAUUAAUUCACUUACACCACUAUAAUCCUAUUUAA
Messenger RNA from Trichoplax adhaerens, 903 nucleotides. RefSeq lists its product as uncharacterized. Gene Ontology annotation, biological process: protein import into peroxisome matrix. The transcript has 9 exons. The record is from RefSeq and is a predicted model, not a curated record. The coding region runs from base 1 to 903 and encodes 300 amino acids. Gene Ontology annotation, molecular function: zinc ion binding. Gene Ontology annotation, cellular component: peroxisomal membrane. NCBI's taxonomy places the organism in Eukaryota, Metazoa, Placozoa, Uniplacotomia, Trichoplacea, Trichoplacidae.